Molecule: messenger RNA, 1626 nt
Organism: Candida dubliniensis CD36
Lineage: Eukaryota; Fungi; Ascomycota; Pichiomycetes; Serinales; Debaryomycetaceae
Gene: AGM1
Product: phosphoacetylglucosamine mutase
Exons: 1
Coding region: 1-1626 (541 amino acids)
Biological process (GO): UDP-N-acetylglucosamine biosynthetic process; carbohydrate metabolic process
Molecular function (GO): phosphoacetylglucosamine mutase activity; magnesium ion binding
Source: RefSeq, a predicted model, not a curated record
AUGUCAAUUGAACAAACCUUAUCAAAAUAUUUACCAUCACAUCCAAGACCGGAAGGGGUAACUUUUACUUAUGGAACCGCAGGGUUUCGUAUGAAAGCAGAUAAAUUAGAUUAUGUGACUUAUACCGUUGGGAUCAUUGCUUCAUUAAGAUCGAAAUAUUUACAAGGGAAAACUGUUGGUGUUAUGAUUACUGCUUCUCAUAAUCCACCGGAAGAUAAUGGAGUUAAAGUUGUUGAUCCAUUAGGUAGUAUGUUGGAAAGUUCAUGGGAAAAAUAUGCUACCGAUUUAGCCAAUGCUUCUUCAACAAAAGAAAAUCUGUUGUUGGAAGUUAUUAAUGAAUUGGUGACAGAUUUGAAAAUUGAUUUAUCUGUUCCUGCUAAUGUUGUUAUUGCUAGAGAUUCAAGAGAAUCUAGUCCAGCAUUAUCUAAAGCUACUAUUGAUGGAUUUCAAAGUGUUCCCAAUACCAAAUAUCAAGAUUUCGGGUUAUUCACUACACCAGAAUUACAUUAUGUUACAAGAACAUUAAAUGACCCAAAAUUUGGUGAACCUACUGAAGAUGGUUAUUAUUCUAAAUUAGCCAAAUCAUUUAAAGAAAUUUAUGCCAUUUGUGAUUCUAAUGAAAAAAUCGAUAUAACUAUUGAUGCCGCUAAUGGAGUUGGUGCUCCUAAAAUUCAAGAAUUAUUAGAAAAAUAUUUAUCACAAGAAAUUAGUUUUACCGUAGUUAAUGGUGAUUAUAAACAACCAAAUUUAUUAAAUUUUGAUUGUGGAGCUGAUUAUGUCAAGACAAAUCAAAAAUUACCUAAAAAUGUUCAACCAGACAAUAAUAAUAAAUUAUAUGCAUCAUUUGAUGGAGAUGCUGAUAGAUUAAUUUGUUAUUAUCAAAACAAUGAAAAUAAAUUUAAAUUAUUAGAUGGAGAUAAAUUAUCAACGUUAUUUGCGUUAUUUUUACAACAAUUAUUUAAACAAAUCGAUCCAACAAAACUUUCAUUAAAUAUUGGGGUGAUUCAGACUGCUUAUGCUAAUGGAUCUUCUACAAAAUAUGUUGAAGAUGUUUUGAAAAUCCCCGUUCGUUGUACUCCAACAGGGGUUAAACAUUUACAUCAUGAAGCAGAAAAUUUCGAUAUUGGAGUAUAUUUUGAAGCUAAUGGUCAUGGUACAGUUAUUUUUAAUCCUGAAGCGGAAAAGAAAAUUUUUAAUUAUAAACCAAGUAAUGGUAAUGAUAAUAACGAAGAAGUUAAAGCUAUUAAAAUUUUACAAAAUUUUAGUCAAUUAAUUAAUCAAACUGUUGGUGAUGCAAUUUCAGAUUUAUUAGCAGUUUUAAUUGUUAUUCAUUAUUUAAAAUUAUCACCAAGUAAUUGGGAUAAUGAAUAUACUGAUUUACCUAAUAAAUUAGUUAAAGUGAUUGUUCCUGAUAGAUCUAUAUUUAAAACUACAAAUGCUGAAAGAACUUUGGUUGAACCAAAAGGUAUGCAAGAUGAAAUUGAUAAAUUAGUAGCCAAAUACCCCAAUGGAAGAUCUUUUGUAAGAGCUUCUGGUACUGAAGAUGCUGUUAGGGUUUAUGCUGAAGCUGAUACGAAAAGUAACGUUGAAGAAUUGUCUAAAGCAGUAUCUGAAUUAGUUAAAUAG